CACGUACUAGUUAAGGUUACGCUGAAAUAGCCUCUCAAGGCUCUCAGCUAGGUCAUUCAUUCAUACUUUCCUAUUACCCUCUGCUGGGGUGUAGGGCUCGAAUAAAAUUUUUCCAUUUACAUCAGUCUUGGGCAGUCUGUUCUAGCUCCUCCCACGUCAUGCCCAAGACCCCUAACUCCUGCUCCACCGAGCGACGCCAAGUUGUUCUGGGGUGGCCUAUCUUCCUUUUGCCAGACGCUUUCCAGAUUAGUGCUCUCUUUGAUAGGUGGGUAUCGGGCUUUCUCAAAAUGUGAUCAAUCCAAUACCACUUCCGCGUAAGGAUCUCCUUCUCCAUUGGUGUCUGCUCAGCUAGGUAGGAAAUAAAAAGCCUUUUUCAAUUUUACGUACGUGUGUGUAUUCGAUACCAGACAAUAACGGCCAAACGAAAACACUUCCAAGAAGAAUAACGCAACAUCUGCAAUAUACACGAGGGAGGGGCCGAAAUUUUUAAUUUUCCGAAUCACACGUCUCGACUCACAAGCGUUACGUACAGAGCGCUGAGGUGUUCUGGGGUUUUUUUUAAUGAAAAAUGCACACGUCUAACUCUUUGUUUUCGAAUCGGUCGCACGUACAACGGGGUGCGUUUUGAAUUUUAAAAUGCAUUUCUUGAAAUGCAUCUCUAGAAUAGAAUCAUUGUUUUUCUAUUUUUGUUCUUGAGUUUUAUUACUGGUGGUAGAACGUCUUGUGAGUAUUACUGGUGGUAAGAUCUCUCGUGAGUUCGCACGGGCAGGUACCACCACCCUGCCUAUUUCUGCCGUGAAGCAGUAGUGCGUUUCGGUUUGAAGGGGUGGGGUAGCCGGUUUUUUUUUGGCUUGGUGUCAAGUGGUUACUAGAGCCCAUAGACAUUUACAACGUAAAUACCACCACCUACCUUGAGAUAUAAGUUCUAAAGUCUCAGUAUAGUUACAACGGCUGCGCCACCCUUCAAACCGAAACGCAUUACUGCUUCGCGGCAGAAAUAGGCGGGGUGGUGGUACAUAGCUGUGUGGACUCACAAGAGGUCCUACCAUUAACUAUAACCUACCACUAACAAUAACUAUACUGGGACCUUAGAACUCACAUCUCAAGGUGGAUGGCGGUAUUUACGUUGUAGAUGUCCAUGGGCUCCAGUAACCACUUAACACCAGGUGGGCCGUGAGCUCGUCCACCCAUUCAAGCAAUAAAAAAAAAUUAAAAUGUUAUUUGUAAAAAUAAAAUGUUGUUUAAACACUGAUUCACCAAUCUAUUGAUAGACAAAAAUCCUUAGGUUACAAACUAAAGAUACAAUAAAUUUCAUAAAAACAAAAUAUCGUUAUCACCACGAUUGCGAUUAACGUUGCUAUCUGUAUCGAGCCGCCAUCGUACAAACAAUGACAAUAGACUAGCAUGGCAUCGCGUAUUUGCUUAUAACAAAAAAGUAUUACUUGAAACAUUAGUUUAUCAUUACUAACUGACCCGGCAAACAUUGUUUUGCCAUAUAUAAGAUUUCUAGGGAAUUUCUAGUGUAGAAAAAAAAACUAACUUAUUGUAAGUGUGUAAGGAUGUGGUAAAUGAGUGAAAGAGGUGUGCAGUGCUGUGAACGAUGAGGGAAUGUAUAAUAAAAAUAACAAAACCUCAUUCAACCACAUAAUACCUCAUUAUAACAAAAAAAAAUGUCCGAAUAAAAAAAUAUGUUAGGGGUGGACAACCCUAAUCACUUAGGGGUAUGAAAAAUAGAUAGUAGCCGAUUCUCAGACUUACUGAAUAUGCAUAAAAAAUUUCAUGAGAAUCGGUCAAGCGGUUUCGGAGGAGUAUGGGAACGAACAUUGUGACACGAGAAUUUUAUAUAUUAGAUUAAACCCAAAAUCAUCAUUAUUUGUAUAUGAUUCCUUAAUGUACCUCAGAAGACAGUUUAAGACCAAAAAUAACGCCUGCCGAACAAAAACGUUAAUUAUUCAAUAGUUGCUGAUAGAUAUUCAAUAGUCAAUUAGUGAUCGCGAAAUUGACAAGACAUGUAGAAAAUUGAACAAUUGACACAUACACUUUAGGGUCCUAAGGGAUUACUUUUUAGGAUUUCGCUGUGGGAAGCGGCCACAAAACAAUUAACAUAGGUACGUUCAUACGUGCUUUUGACUGAAAUUAAUAUGGCACUAAUCAAAUUUAAUAACCACUUUUUUUCCUACCUAUGCUUUGUGUGAUAGCUUUGAGAGGUUAUUUAUUAUUAUAACAUGAGCUCACGGGGCUCAAACAGGAAGUGUUGCUUACACUGACCCUAGCAAGAGCAGUGCUUCGCAGAAUCUACCAACGGAUCGGAAACGCGACCCACUGAGAAGAUCCGGCGAGAAACUCAGUGGGCUCUGUCUAUCUGUGGGUUAAUUCGCUCGCCGAGCCCUUCGUCGCAAGUGACGGGUUCGACGAGGACGGUGACCGGUGCUUGAGGUACCCAAAAGCACCGUUAAUAGAUCGGAAGGAUCCGUAAUGACGCGCAAUAACUACGAUUGUAGCUCAAAUUGAGCUGUAGUCUCACAUUUGAGUACUUUUAUAGCAAGCUUUGAUUGGCUUCAUUGUGACCAUUGUAACGCCAAUACUGAACUUAAAUUUUCAACUACUAUUUAAAAGUAUCGUAUCGUUUUGAAACGUAAAAUGUAAAGCCAAUAAUUUUUUAUACUUAAAUUGGCCACUGUGAACCCAUCGUUAAAUCGUGCUAAAAAAAAUUCCCUACCUAUACUCUGGUAGCCUAAGAGGCUAUUCCAGUUAACCGAGCUAUUUAUAACAAUCUAUUGUUAAUAUUCUAAACUGCAAUAGGUAAUUUAUUCGACACGUAUGUACAUACGGUUAAUCCGAAAUACGUACUUAACGAUUGACUUCCACGGUGAAGGAAUAACAUCGUGUAUAAAAAAUCAAACCCGCAAAAUUAUAAUUUGCGCAAUUACUGGUGGUAGGACCUCUUGUGAGUCCGCACAGGUAGGUACCACCGCCCUGCUUAUUUCUGCCGUGAAGCAGUAAUGCGUUUCGGUUUGAAGGGUGAGGCAGCCGUUGUAACUAUACUGAGAUCUUAGAACUUAUAUCUGCAAGUGGGUGGCGCAUUUACGUUGUAGAUGUCUAUGGGCCCCAGUAACCACUUAACACCAGGUGGACUGUGAGAUCGUUCACCCAUCAAAGCAAUACAAAAAAAAAACAUAGUGAUACAGACAAACAAAUGGCACAACUAAACCAUGACAUAUUUACGUUUCCAAGGCAAAUCAAAGACACUUUCUAAUCAAUUACUUGUACAGACAAACACUAGGAACAAUUAUGGAUCGUAAUAAACUAAAACAUUACGUAGAACCGUACGCGAUUUUGUUUAAAUAAAUGAUAAGUGAAUAUCAGUGCGAUACGGACAGCCGACGACAUCGACCGCGUAAAUCAAAAGUGAACUCAUUGAAGUAGCUCAGAAGAAAAACGACAGUUUUUUUGUGUGAAAUGAAACGUGUUAUGAAAAGUGAAAACAAACACAAAACUAAAAAAACAAAUAUGUAAGCUUCGAUGAAUUAUAAGAAAGAAUCUAAGUUAAACAGUGGCAACAAAGUGAAGUGAUUUUUGUGCUUGGAUUUAGAUAUUGUUAUCAUUGGACCACUAUAGGCUAAUAUUGGACAUAAAUGCAGCAGAUAAAUAAACCUCUUGCCAUAUUUUGCAAGUAGUCAUCGUAUUUGAAUUCCCGGACAACGAUUUUCCCUUGGAUGAUAAUAUAUUUAUUACUUAGAAACUCAUUAGCGAGCUAAGUUGGGCUCCGCGGUUUAUACCGUGUUGAAUUAGGGCGUUUAAACAAUCAAACUCUCCAGGCGUGUAAUGUUUUAUGCAUUAUAUAGUACAAAUACAGUUGUUUCAUAACAAUUGGAGAGUAAAAAAAUUUAUUAAAAUGUUAGAUAAAGUAGACUUCACAGAUAAAGUGGCCAUCAUAACAGGCGCUAGCUCUGGUAUAGGAGCCGAAACCGCAAUAGCAUUUGCGACAUAUGGGGCUAAGCUAACAUUAGUCGGAAGAAACGAAACAAGACUCUUACAAACAGCACAAUUGUGCGUUGCGAGAAACCGUUUAGUCCCUCUAUGGCUAUCUCUAGACCUAACUGAAAAUGGAAACUGCGAAAGGGUUAUCGAUAAAACUAUCGAAAUGUAUGGUAAAAUCGAUAUACUGGUCAACGGUGCCGGAAAAAUUAUACUAUCCUCGCUUCACGACAGUUCAAUGAACGCGUUCGACGAAAUCAUGAACAUAAAUUUUCGAGUACCCUACCAUUUAUCAUUAUUGGCUUUACCGCACCUGAUCCAAACAAAAGGGAACAUAGUGAACAUAGGUUCGUCAAUGUGCAAAAGAUUCAAACCUGGAUUAUUACCGUACAUCAUAUCGAAAUCAGCAUUGGAGACGUUGACCAAACACGCUGCACCGGAACUCGUGCCCGAUGGAGUGAGAAUCAACACGAUCAGUCCAGGGUCAACAAGGACGAAUAAACUGGCCAAUUCCAAUUCGGAGAACAAAUUGAGGCAGAAGAUUAACGAAGUUUGGGGACAAGAGAUGCCAAAUGGUCAAAUAUUGGAGCCAAACGAGGUUGCCAAAUUGAUUUGUUUGGCUGCUAGCGAUGUUUUUCCUAAUUUAAACGGUUCUGAUUUAAUGUUGGACGGUGGGGCAUGUAAUUCUUAAUUUUUCCUCAAAUAACAUCUUCUGCAACAUCGUUGUUUACUAUGCAAGUUAUGAAACAAUUUUAUAGUCAUAGCCACAGUUUUCAUUCUAGAUUUUAUAAUAUUUAUAUUAAAAAGACAUUUAAAAACAA
Bombyx mori (domestic silkworm) is the source of this 4799-nucleotide messenger RNA. RefSeq lists its product as uncharacterized. The record is from RefSeq and is a predicted model, not a curated record. Lineage: Eukaryota; Metazoa; Arthropoda; Insecta; Lepidoptera; Bombycidae. The coding region runs from base 3833 to 4669 and encodes 278 amino acids. The transcript is spliced from 2 exons.